AUGGUUGCUCCACGUCAGAGACCAAUCAUAAAGGUAUUCAGAAAAUACGGACAUUCUCUGGGCCCCGAAGCGUUGGAGUUCUUGGAAGAGAUCCUAGAUCGACAUGAGGUCGCCGACGAAGAUGUAGAGUUUUCAAUAGAGUGGAUAGCAAAGGAGUAUAACAAGCAAGAUGACGCGCAGAUGAAGGUCUCGUUGGAUGUGCUGAAGAGAGUGUAUAAUACGUUUCAAGGUUCUGUUGAUCAAUCGGAGGGAGCACCAGACAUGUUGGACCCGGAAAGUCAAUUACAUUUUAUUGACGCGUUCGACAUGCCAUUAUGGCAUUGGUCGCAUGAAAGAAGUGCAUUUGAGAGGCAAGACCAUACCUUCCCAUGGCGCAGGGCAUCUGGUUCGCUCACUAUUGCUGGGACUGCUGAUUCCCGCGUUAUGGCGAUGCGAAACAGAUUGAACAUUAUCAGGCAGACAGUUCUCAGGAACGACCAUUUCUCUCCUUCUACUCUCCCUUCUAGAGACAGAGAAAAUUUGCUCACGUUGAGAUCUACGAAACAACUUCUUGGUCGUGCAGGAGAGCGCUUUUUGUUGUUCGGGAUGCUCUGCCACAACAAGGAAGGGAAACUGUGUUUGGAAGACCAAGAUGGAUCUGUUGAACUAGACUUCUCCCAACUUGAUCAACCAAGUGAGGGGCUAUUCACCGAGGGAUGUUUCGCGCUUGUCGAGGGCGAGUAUACCGAAGAUGCAAUUCUUGUUGUAAUAGCUGUUGGACAUCCUCCAUGUGAGAGUCGAGAGACCGCGCGAUCCAUCUACGGGCAUGUCGAUUUUCUAGGUCAAGGUGCAACGACACUGCUGGAAGAUACCCAUUUAGCCGCCCGCGUUCGUCUCGAGUUGCCUGACCUUCGAUUCUUCGUUCUAUCCGAUGUAUGGCUAGAUCAUCCAGAGACGCUGCGAGGACUGCGUAAGAUGUUCGAUCAUUGUAUGGAGAACAGCUUCAUCCCUAAAGUGAUCGUCCUGUGUGGCAAUUUCUCCAGCCGUGGUAUCUCACAAGGGAACAGCAGGGAAGUGCGGAGAUUCCAAGAUCAGCUAGAUUCACUAGCGGACUUGAUUGCGGCAUACCCUUUGAUUACGCGCACGACCCACAUAGUCUUCGUUCCGGGUCCGCUAGAUGUGACCGUGAACUCCGUGCUUCCCCGGCGGCCGCUAAUGUCCUCCUUUGUCUCGCGCUUGAAGUCCAGAGUACCGAAAGUACACUUUGCCACGAAUCCCUGUCGUAUCAAAUUCUUUGAGCAAGAAAUCGUGAUCUUCAGAGAGGACAUGAUGGCGAAGAUGCUUCGGAAUCUGGUAGGAGUUAAACCGGAUGCGAAAAAUGACGAUCUAAAGCGCUAUCUUGUGCAGUCCAUCCUCGACCAGAGUCAUCUGGUUCCAUUGACUACCUCGAUCCAACCAAUUCUUUCUGAUUUUGACCACACACUGCGCUUGUAUCCUCUUCCCUCUGCGGUUGUCCUAGCGGACAAAUAUGAUAGAUAUCAAAUGACUUACGAGGGGUGCCACGUGUUCAACCCCGGAAGCUUCGUGGGGAGCUCUUUUGCUUUUUCUGCAUACGCACCUGCACGGAGGGAGUCCGAAGAAUGGUGA
Molecule: messenger RNA, 1626 nt
Organism: Fibroporia radiculosa
Lineage: Eukaryota; Fungi; Basidiomycota; Agaricomycetes; Polyporales; Fibroporiaceae
Exons: 11
Coding region: 1-1626 (541 amino acids)
Biological process (GO): DNA-templated DNA replication; error-prone translesion synthesis
Cellular component (GO): epsilon DNA polymerase complex
Molecular function (GO): DNA binding
Source: RefSeq, a predicted model, not a curated record